CUGAAGUGAGCUCGACUCGAAGCAAGAGACAAAACUGCCUACAGACAAAAAAAAAUUCUCGAUCGGUAAAGUCGUUCGCGGAGCGCUGCGCUGUUGAUGUUAGCAUUGCUAUUGUUGUUAAUUGCCAAAGAAAAUACGACAUUAUUCGCUGUGUGAUCUCGGUUGUUUUUGGGCUUCCAAUUUCAAGCCAUAUCUUUCGAUAAAACAAAGAAUCAGUUGCCUAUAUACAACUAUAUGUAUGUUUGUUGCACUUUUUUUUGCUGUGCUGCGGUUUUAACAUCGCUGUUUGUCAAUACGAAGACGAAGUGACAAAAUGAAAUUUAAAAGCAUUUAAGAAACCAAAAAUCAAAGAAUAUACAAAAAUAUAAUAAGCGGAAAACACUGAAACGGGUUCGAGAUUGGAAUAAACAUGGAUAAGGACAUGGAUUUUGGAAUGGGACUGCACCCAGUCACAGACAUGUUGAUGGAUUCCCCAGCUGCAGUACGCCAGUCGAUCUACCCGCCUUCAGCGACACUAUUUGCGGCCAUUAGUGCCUGUGUCUUUGUGACCAUCGGCGUUCUUGGCAACCUGAUUACCCUGCUGGCUCUGCUCAAAAGCCCCACGAUACGGGAGCACGCCACCACUGCCUUCGUCAUCUCACUAAGCAUCUCCGACCUGCUCUUCUGCUCCUUCAGCCUGCCCCUGACAGCGGUUCGGUUCUUUCAGGAGAGCUGGACCUUUGGCACCACAUUGUGCAAGAUCUUUCCAGUGAUUUUCUACGGCAAUGUGGCUGUUUCACUCCUCAGCAUGGUGGGCAUCACCCUUAACAGAUAUAUACUCAUCGCUUGCCACAGCCGCUACUCGCAGAUAUACAAGCCGAAGUUCAUAACCCUGCAGCUGCUGUUCGUAUGGGCCGUGUCCUUCCUACUGCUGCUGCCGCCCAUUUUGGGUAUUUGGGGAGAGAUGGGCCUGGACGAGGCCACCUUUUCAUGUACGAUACUCAGGAAGGAGGGACGAUCGAUUAAGAAGACCCUGUUCGUCAUCGGAUUCCUACUGCCCUGCCUGGUGAUCAUCGUCUCUUACUCCUGCAUCUACAUCACGGUGCUUCAUCAGAAGAAGAAGAUCCGCAACCAUGAUAACUUCCAGAUUGGUGCUAAUGCGGCAGGCAAGGGCUCCUCCGCUGGCGGAUCCUACAUGACCACGACGUGCACACGGAAGGCACGAGAGGACAACCGACUGACCGUAAUGAUGGUCACUAUCUUUCUGUGCUUCCUUGUUUGCUUCCUUCCACUGAUGCUCGCCAAUGUGGUGGACGAUGAGCGCAAUACCUCGUAUCCCUGGCUGCACAUCAUCGCCUCGGUGAUGGCUUGGGCCUCCAGCGUCAUCAAUCCGAUAAUCUAUGCGGCCAGCAAUCGCAAUUACAGAGCCGCCUAUUACAAGAUCUUUGCGCUGCUCAAGUUCUGGGGCGAGCCGUUGUCGCCGAUGCCGAGUAGAAACUAUCACCAAAGCAAGAACUCCAAGGAGCUGUCGGGCGUCAUCCGCAGCACGCCGCUCUUCCACGCUGUGCAGAAGAAUAGUAUUAACCAAAUGUGCCAAACAUAUUCAGUAUGAUCGAGAUCGCAGUCGAGUCUUUGUAUUAGAGCUUCAAAUCAAUUACCUACUUAUUAAUACUUAGUUCAUAAGAAUAUUAACGAUGUACGGCAGUGCUUACAUCAAAGACAAUCGAAUUAAAUAUAUAUACGUAGACCAA
Molecule: messenger RNA, 1730 nt
Organism: Drosophila eugracilis
Lineage: Eukaryota; Metazoa; Arthropoda; Insecta; Diptera; Drosophilidae
Gene: Tre1
Product: protein trapped in endoderm-1
Exons: 7
Coding region: 410-1591 (393 amino acids)
Biological process (GO): G protein-coupled receptor signaling pathway
Cellular component (GO): membrane
Molecular function (GO): G protein-coupled receptor activity
Source: RefSeq, a predicted model, not a curated record